Molecule: messenger RNA, 936 nt
Organism: Cercopithifilaria johnstoni
Lineage: Eukaryota; Metazoa; Nematoda; Chromadorea; Rhabditida; Onchocercidae
Source: the annotation of a GenBank genome assembly
AUGAGCGCCAUGUUACAACAUUUUACUUUUUCGAAUAACUUGGCCAGUUGUUUUACUGUUUUCCAGAAACUUUCUUGGACGACGUUCCUUCGUCACUUCACUGCAUUUCUGUUUUACCUAUUCGUGCUAAUCCAGUGGCCUAAGAGUGGGCUUAGCAUGGCCAAUAUAAUAGCUGCGCGAACGGGAUUAACUAGUGUUUCAUUCAUACUGUUUUUUUGGUGUGCCAUCUUUUAUCACUAUAUGGUAUCAGCAGGACGGGUAGACAUUGAUUGGAUCGAUGGACGAUUUGAGGCAAGUGGCUGGUUAGUCCGAAGUUCGCGGCAUACCCAUCGAGUAUUUCUAGUACUAUCGUUGGCAGUAUCCGCAGCAGCGGUAAUACAUACAAGCACUUUACAUGUGUUGUUUGAAUUUGAAAGACGUACAUCGGAGUUUCUGAAUUCUUCCUCAUUUACGUGGUCGUUCAGUAUUUUAAAGGUUGACUUCUUCUUCGUUUUGUUAUUCGCUAUUUAUAGUGGCGUACGAUUAAGUUUGGAGCCAACUGGACUUUUGAAGAGGUCAAGAAACACUGGUACAGCUAUGGCAAGCUCUACCGUUUCAUCUAUUUCCAAUUCUGAUAAUAGUAACGAAACUCCUAUACUGAACUGUUCGGCAGCAAGAGUUGCACCAACAGAAUCACCGUUACUGCAACUUCAUAAAUGUCCCGAAUAUAUAGAAGAAUGCAAAAUUUGUCUGCAAUAUGUUGCGGAUCGACAAAUUGGUUGUGGUCACAUGCUUUGCUCCACUUGCCUGAUCAAGAUACUGAUGGAAUGCCAUAGGAGAAAUCAAAGCGAUGUCCCGUGUCCAUUCUGUCGACAGCAAUUACGCUAUGUUCGGGAGGUUCAGUUCAGCUUAUCCGAUCGGUUUAUCCCAAUCUGUCAGUAUAUCGAUUUCCCGUAA